This is a messenger RNA of Mugil cephalus (flathead mullet), 5575 nucleotides long. It is a transcript of the gene cnnm2b, whose product is annotated as cyclin and CBS domain divalent metal cation transport mediator 2b. The transcript has 8 exons. NCBI's taxonomy places the organism in Eukaryota, Metazoa, Chordata, Actinopteri, Mugiliformes, Mugilidae. Gene Ontology annotation, cellular component: plasma membrane. Gene Ontology annotation, molecular function: magnesium ion transmembrane transporter activity. The record is from RefSeq and is a predicted model, not a curated record. Bases 114 to 2705 code for a protein of 863 amino acids. Gene Ontology annotation, biological process: transport; magnesium ion homeostasis.
GUCCCGAUGCACAAGUCACGGCAACCCUGGGCGGAGAUGAAGGCGGACUCCGACUGGCUCUGAUUUUUAAAAGCCCUUUUCAUUCAGGAGGUUGGUUGCCAGCGGUUAUCAAUAUGGCAGAUCCGUUAUCCCAGCCACCCACCGCUGCAAAAAUGGCGUCACUUAACCGGGUCCGAGCUCUGGCGAUGAUUUUCUUAACUGUCACUGGCUGUUGUGUCACCCCGACAAGUGGCAAAGAAGGGUCCGAGGAGACCGUCAUCAUAGGGCUCCGACUGGAGGACACGGACGACAUUUCCUUCAUGGAUAAGGGCUACCUGCGGGUGAGUGAGCGGUCUCGGGUGAAAUUGAGGGUGUACGGGCAGAACAUCAACAACGAGACCUGGUCCAAAAUUGCAUUCACGGAACACGAGCGGAGCCGGGCAGUGGGGAGCCUUGACAGCUCCUCGGGGGAUAACCAGAGCCAGGAGGACUCGUCCGGCUUGCAUCCCUGCGGUAUUAGGACUUCGGAUAUAAUUAUAUUGCCCAACAUCAUCCUGAACAGAAAGACGUCCGGAAUAGUUGAAAUCGAGGUCAAACCUCUGCGGAAGACGGAGAGGAGUAAAGCGUAUUACCUUUGCAUCGCCACCUCGACGCCGGCCGUGGCCGGGAUGCACGACCCGUGGACGGAGAACACCUGGAUCUACCACGAUGGGGAUGACACCAAAGUGAUAGUGGUGGAGGAGAAAAAGUUUCUGCUGCCUUUCUGGCUCCAGGUCAUCUUCAUCUCCAUGUUGCUUUGCCUGUCCGGCAUGUUCAGCGGCUUGAACCUGGGGCUCAUGGCUCUGGACCCAAUGGAGCUCCAGAUCGUCCAGAACUGCGGCACGGAAAGGGAGAAGAAUUACGCCAAAAAAAUAGAGCCGGUCAGGAGCCAAGGGAAUUACUUGCUUUGCUCGCUUCUGCUCGGGAACGUGCUGGUGAACACCACGCUGACCAUCCUGCUGGAUGAUAUCGCGGGUUCGGGCUUGAUCGCGGUGGUCAUGUCCACCAUCGGUAUCGUCAUUUUCGGGGAGAUCGUGCCGCAGGCCAUCUGCUCCAGACACGGCCUCGCCGUCGGCGCCAACACCAUAUUCCUCACCAAGUUCUUCAUGCUGCUCACCUUCCCCGCGUCCUACCCGGUGAGCAAGCUGCUGGACUACCUGCUCGGACAGGAGAUCGGGACCGUGUACAACCGGGAGAAGCUCCUGGAGAUGCUGCGCGUCACGGACCCCUACAACGACCUGGUGAAGGAGGAGCUGAACAUCAUCCAGGGCGCGCUGGAGCUCAGGACUAAGACCGUGGAGGACGUGAUGACGCCGCUGAGAGAUUGCUUCAUGAUCCCCGGGGACGCCACCCUGGACUUCAACACCAUGUCCGAGAUCAUGAAGAGCGGCUACACGCGCAUCCCCGUCUUCGAGGGCGAGAGGUCCAACAUAGUGGACCUGCUCUUCGUCAAGGACCUGGCCUUCGUGGACCCGGAUGAUUGCACCCCGCUCAAAACCAUCACAAAGUUUUACAGCCACCCGUUGCAUUUUGUGUUCAAUGACACCAAGCUGGAUGCGAUGCUGGAGGAGUUUAAAAAAGGAAAAUCCCACCUGGCCAUAGUUCAGAGGGUGAACAAUGAGGGUGAGGGAGACCCCUUCUACGAGGUUCUGGGUAUCGUCACCCUGGAGGACGUUAUUGAAGAAAUCAUCAAGUCAGAGAUCCUGGACGAGACUGACUUGUACACUGACAACAAGACGAAGAAGAAAAUCACCCAUCGGGAAAGGAAGCAGGAUUUUUCGGCCUUCAAGCUUACUGACAAUGAAAUGAAGGUUAAAAUAUCACCUCAGCUUCUGCUGGCUACCCUGCGUUUCCUAGCAACAGAGGUUGAGCCAUUCGCACCAGUGCAGAUGUCAGAAAAGAUUCUGCUGCGCUUGUUGAAGCACCCAAACGUCAUUCAGGAGCUAAAAUAUGAUGACAAGAACAAGCGAGCAGCAGAGCACUACCUCUUUCACAGGAACAAGCCCGUGGAUUAUUUCAUCCUUAUUCUGCAGGGGAAAGUGGAGGUGGAGGCAGGAAAGGAGGGGAUGAAGUUUGAAGCAGGACCCUUCUCCUUCUACGGGAUGAUGGCUUUGACAGCGUCGCCAGUGCCUCUGUCCCUGUCUCGUACAUUUGCUGUCAGCCGGGCCGAGUCAUUAGCAGGAUCUCCAGAGAAUAAAUCUCCCCCGCGGCCGUUCGGACUGAACCACUCCGACUCUCUGAACAGGAGCGAUCGCAUAGACGCCAUCACGCCGACUCUGGGCAGCAGCAACAACCAGCUCAACUCCUUCCUGCACAUCUACGUGCCCGACUACUCGGUCAGAGCGCGCUCAGACCUGCAGUACAUAAAGGUGUCGCGCCAACAGUACCAGAACGCCGUGAUGGCGUCGCGGAUGGACAAGACCCCGCAGUCCACGGACGGCGAGUUCACCAAGAUCGAGCUCACGCUGACGGAGCUCCACGACGGCGUGGAGAGCCCCGCCAUCGUCACCACCUCCUCCUCCACCACCGCCGCCGCCGCCACCACCACCACGGCCGGCACCACCAGCUGCCCCCCCGCCGUGACCAUCGCGGUGGCCAACGAGACGUCCCACCUGCUCAACCAGCAGCAGAACUGUGUGGGCCUGAGCAGGAGCAACCACAGCGCCCACAACGAGGGACCCAUCUAGCCCCCUGCCGAGCACCGGUGGAGACCCCAGACCCUCCACCCUGUCUCGUGGACCUACACACACAGAGCGGUAGCUGGAGAUGAGGGAAAGCGGGGAAGCGGAGGCAGGUGGAGUAAAGGGUUCUGCUCCGACCAGUAGCCCCCCAGUCAGUCAGUCAGUCAGUCAGUCAGUCAGUCAGUGAGACCCUCCCACUGAGGGGCAGCGGGAAACACGGGUGCUGCGUCACCCUGAAACGCCCCCCACCUGAACGCUGUCAGAAACCCUGCUGUACUACACCCUCUCCCAGAGGGUGCACCUGGACAGAACCUGUGACUGAGCUUCUUCUUUUUUUUUUUUUUUUUUGGGACAAUCUGACACUUUCAUAGCGGUGACUUGGACUAGAGGACGACAGAGUGCAUGCACACACACACAACACGACACUCUCUGUACUUUCUCCUCAGGCCAAAGACUUUGGUCCCCCCCCUCCCCGUCUCCCCGUCCCCGCCUCCCUCCCCACAUCCCAUUUCACACUCCCUCCGCGCACACACACACACACAGUCAAACGCAUUCACAUUCUCACACAGCAACAAAUGCAGCUCCCCCUCCGGUGCAUCUUUCAGGGAGGCUCAGUCGACCGUUGAUCCCAUCAGCGAGGACUCAAACCCACCGUUUAGUCAGAGACCGCACCAAAAACCGCUUUGAGAGAAAAACCGUCAAACCACGAACCAAGAAUGUUUUCCUGUAUUUAUUUAUUUUAUAAUAUUGUAUGUACAUAUGUAUGCGUGGGGACGUGAUAUGACGUGACAUGACGCACGCAUGAGGGUCAUAUCAAAACGAACAUGCAGCAUAUAUGGGGAUAAACAUCCAUUCAUGUAUAUGAGGAGGUGAGGGUCUUUUACAGAUACAUUAUGUAUAUUGCAGAUUAUUUUUACUAUUAUCCUAAAUCAGGCUUAUGGUACAUUAUCUUUUUCACCUUUAAAAAAAAAAUCACACUAUUGCCUUUAAGAGAAAUCAUAUAAUUAAUUAUUUUAACAGAGUGCAAUGAAACGCAAUUUAUUUAAGAGAUGAUUAUAAAUGAAUAAAACAAAUUGACUGUAUUAUAAACUGACAGAUAUAUUUGUAUGUAUGUACUGUAUCUAUAUGUAUAUUUGUUUCUGAAGACUGCAGCCAUCAACAAGCAAAAUUGUCCUUAGUCAGUCUCUCUUCCUUUGUGUUUUUGCAUCCUUUGACCUCAACCACGUCUUGUAGCGUUCUUGUGGGAGCUAUGAUGCCUUGGGUGGGCUUACCAGCUGAAAUCAUUGUUUUCUUUGUUUGAUUUUUUUUUUUUUUUUUUUAUGUACAUCACAAAACCACGCUGUUUUAACAGGGGUGCGUAGAUGUUUGCUAUCCACUGUAGUGGUGGGGCGUAUGGUUGUGUGUGUGCGUGCUUGUGCGUGUGAAAGAGUCAACCCUAUGCAUGUGUAUGCACGAGUCUUUCCUUUCUUUUCUUUUCUUUUUUUUUUUGCCAAUCAUUUUAUGCAUAAUCAAACUUGAUAAUUGCACAGUAUUAAUGACCUCAUCUAACAUGUUGAGCUUCAUCAACGCCACAAAAAGCAACCUCGACAUGAAGCGUGUCCACAGACGAUACACAGCUAUGUGUUUUAUUGCUAUAGCUGUACUACACGCCCUACCCUCCCCCUCCCCUCCCCUGCAUGUGUCCCUUCAGCCCAUGACAUCCACGUAUUUUGGGACAGCGGUGGAUGGGUACGAUAUGCCUCGGCUCCCUGUGUGAUGUACAGUCCUUUCUAACCUAUGCUAAAUAAUUUGGAUCAGAAUCAAAGGUAUUCUUCGCGAAUGGUGGCUGCUAUUAAAGAGACAUAUUUAUAUUGUUUUCCUUCCGCGUUAGAGGCGCUGUAGACGUAUGUGUUUAUUUCACAGUUUCAAGGAGAUUUCGGGAACAGUUGAACAUUUUGAACCUUUCCCGGCGUUCUGUCCGAGUUAGAGCGGGAGACUGAUGCCACUCGACGUCCCUAACGUCCGUACGAGCCGCAGCUCGUCUCAUUUCUCACGCGAACUGAUUUGCGUGCGCCUUGUUUUCUCCCCUGGGUUCAGGCUCACGUUGAACACAGGCAUGAGAGUGGUAUUCAUCUUCUCAUCUAACUCUCUCUCUCCAGAAUGUUCAACUGUUCCUUUUACUUACUUUCUUUUCUCGAGUAGUUUCUUGCCCUUUAUUGUUUUACCUCAUAAAGACAGGAAAGAGUUUUUUAAGAUAACGUAUGUGUGCUGGAAAGCUUUCCUGAAGCUUCACGAGUCUUAGGGUAGAGUAAUUCUGUUUACUUCAUAUCUCUAGGGGUGUAGAUUUUAAACUAUGAAGUUAUUUUUUGUGCCGCUUGCAGGCCUGUUCAUCACCAUGACAUGUACUGUGCUCUGGCAGUUUGUUUGCAGCUUUUCAGGCGACGCCAACGUGUCCUAAAGCUGGAUCUGUCUUUUAACCUUCAGUUGCAGUUUGUUACCACUGGUGGUAGCUGUUUCCUCAUGUGUUCAUUCCGUGUGCAGCGGCGCACACAUGGACACAGCAGCCCUUUCCGUCUGUUCGGCCACGAGGGCCGUCCCCGUCGUACAACCAGACACAGAGUGCGUCUGCAUCGUGUUGCAGCUGUGUCCGCUGUUGUUUACUGUUUACUUGAACGUGCUCCUAUGCAGCAGGGCCCGCUCCCCACUCCGCAGGGACAAUCACUCCCGAGACAAAGCGACGAGCGGUGGCUCAGAUUGUUAAGAUUGUGACAUUCAAACUGUGCUUUUUAUUUCUUUUUUUUUUUUUUUUUACGAGCCUGUGGAUCUCAGUGCCUGUUGAGAGAGCGAGAAGAAUUUAAAAAUCUAAACGCACAACAGGAAGCAUCAGCUGUGACUGG